CCAGACAGAAAAACCGAGGCCCAGAGAGGGACAGGAAUCUACCCCAAGUCACACAACGUGUUAGUGGCAGGAGCCAGGCCAGAACCCGGGUGCCUUGAUUCCUGGUCUGGUGGGUUUUCUGCUCUGGCCCUCGGCCCCACGCUCUCUCCCAGCCUGGCUCUGCCCGAGGCCCCUGGCUGAAAGCCCUUCACCUGUCGUGUUAGCUGGCAGCAGGCCCUCUCUCCUCCUGGCUUGACCCAGCUCAGGAUCCACGGCAGGGGCCACACCACCUCCCCAGGGAGGACCAGAGGUGGGGGGCUUGGGGUACCCCUCUCAAGACACUUCCCCGCAGGACAGAGGUGCCAUGCAGUCCCGGGUCCUUCUCGUCACUGCCCUCCUGGUGCUCCUGGCCUCUGCCCGAGCUACAGAGGGGGAGGACCCCUCCCUUCUGGGCCUUAUGCAGGGUUACGUCCAGCAUGCCACCAAGACCGCCCAGGACACACUGACCACCGUGCGGGAGUUCCCGGUGGCCCAGCAGGCCAGGGCCUGGGUGACCGGUCGCUUCACCUCCCUGAAAGACUACUGGAGCACGCUUACAGGCAAGUUCUCCGGGUUCUGGGAUUCGACCUUUGCCGUCACACCGACGCCAGCCUCUGAAGCCAAGUGA
Prionailurus viverrinus (fishing cat) is the source of this 646-nucleotide messenger RNA. RefSeq names its product apolipoprotein C3 (gene APOC3). The record is from RefSeq and is a predicted model, not a curated record. The transcript has 3 exons. Gene Ontology annotation, biological process: negative regulation of lipoprotein lipase activity; cholesterol homeostasis; lipid transport. Bases 344 to 646 code for a protein of 100 amino acids. NCBI's taxonomy places the organism in Eukaryota, Metazoa, Chordata, Mammalia, Carnivora, Felidae. Gene Ontology annotation, cellular component: extracellular region; chylomicron; spherical high-density lipoprotein particle. Gene Ontology annotation, molecular function: lipase inhibitor activity; high-density lipoprotein particle receptor binding; phospholipid binding.